GAAAUAGGUUAGUAUCCAUACUGAGUUUGUAGUUUCCAAUUUGUUAUGACUUUGACCGAAAUUCGUAGAAUAUUGCUGAUUUUCCGAGUUAAAAUGUCUUCCUCUACGAGUGCUUUAUUAUUACCAGUUGGAGUUCGUGGCAUGAAAAGCCUCGAUCGCGAAAAAUUCACACGUAAUGUUACUGUACCUAUCUUGAAAGUGUCUGACGAAAAACUGUCGAAAAUUACCCAAAUAUGCAAACCUUAUUUUCUUAAACUCUCAAAUUUUAAGCCAGUGCAAAGUUUACAAGACAUGAAUGGUGAGAUUGUGACUAAGUGCAUUUAUUUUGACCCAGUAAAAGUGUCAAAGUGGCUUGACAUAUCUGAGGAUGACCGUUCUUCACUCAAGCAGCAGAAUAUCGGCGAAGAUAAUUACGAAACUAAGGAAAUCCUGUUAAGCUACGAUAACUUUAAAUAUGAUGAGAUUUUCAAAGCAGUUCUACCCGAGAAUGAAGAAUUAGUAAGUGGGUUUUCUCAAAUUGGACACAUAAUACAUCUGAAUUUAAGAGAUCACUUAUUAGACUACCGCUCACUCAUUGGACAAGUCCUGAUAGACAAAAUCAGUACUUGCCGCACAGUAGUCAAUAAGAGUAACAUUAUAGAUAAUACUUAUAGAAACUUUAAUAUGGAAGUGAUAGCUGGUGAAGAAGAUUUCUUAGUGACAGUAAAAGAGAACAGAUGUAACUUCCAGUUUGACUUUUCCAAAGUUUAUUGGAAUCCAAGAUUAUGUAAAGAACAUGAAAGAAUCCUAGAGUUUCUAAGACCUGGGGAUAUAUUAUUUGAUGUAUUCUGUGGUGUUGGGCCAUUUGCAGUACCUGCAGCAAAAAGAAAAAGCAGAGUUUUCGCCAAUGACUUGAACCCUGAGUCAUUCAAGUGGUUGAACCAUAACGCUAAGCAGAAUAAAGUCAAUAUGAACCUUUUUAAAUCAUUUAAUAUUGAUGGUAAAGAUUUCAUAUGCAAUACUUUAAGAGACUUCAUACAAGAUUACUGUAAAGGGACAGAGAAAAUUGAUAAAGGAGCAAAAAUACAUAUAACCAUGAAUUUACCAGCUAUGGCUGUUGAAUUUUUGAAACAUUUCAAUGGAUUAAUCAAAGACGCUGAACUCAAAGAUAAAUUUGACUGUGAAAUACUUGUAUAUGUUUAUUGUUUUGCUAUUGGAGAGGACCCUUAUGCCAUAGCAAAGAAGAUGGUAUGUGAAAAUAUUGGGAAAGAUAUAUCUGAUUUAAUAACAAAUGUUUUUGAUGUUAGAAAUGUUUCCCCAAAGAAAGAGAUGAUGAGAGUGACAUUCAAAUUGACUAAGGAAAUACUUUUUUCAAAUAAUAAAGAGGAGGAAAAUAGUGAACCACCUAUUAAAAGAAUUUGUGCUAGUGAGCAAACAGAUUAAGUAAUUUUUUUAUAAACUUUAGAGAUGAAACAAUUUUUUGUACUUCUUUAUUUGAUUUCUCUUGAGUAUAAGAAUCACUGUGAAUAAACUUAUAUUAUUAAGUAAUAAAGUAUAGUUUAUGA
Messenger RNA from Maniola jurtina (meadow brown), 1544 nucleotides. Its product is annotated as tRNA (guanine(37)-N1)-methyltransferase. Gene Ontology annotation, cellular component: mitochondrial matrix; cytoplasm. Lineage: Eukaryota; Metazoa; Arthropoda; Insecta; Lepidoptera; Nymphalidae. The transcript has a single exon. The record is from RefSeq and is a predicted model, not a curated record. Gene Ontology annotation, biological process: mitochondrial tRNA methylation; tRNA N1-guanine methylation. Bases 46 to 1422 code for a protein of 458 amino acids.